Molecule: messenger RNA, 714 nt
Organism: Purpureocillium takamizusanense
Lineage: Eukaryota; Fungi; Ascomycota; Sordariomycetes; Hypocreales; Ophiocordycipitaceae
Exons: 3
Coding region: 1-714 (237 amino acids)
Source: RefSeq, a predicted model, not a curated record
AUGAACACGCUCAUCGUCGAUGUAAGCGAAAAGCUCAGCGCAAACUACAGCGCGGAGGCAGUGUCGGGCCCUUUUAUCGAGGAGGUUCAACUCGCCAUCAACCAUACCUUCGCCGCCUACCCGCCCGAGGAUGCGGCCGAGACUAGCGAGAUCAUUGAAGAACUGCUCAAGACGCUGAAGGAGCAGCUCUUUGACGCUGCAUCAUCCGCAGCAUCGAAUCUUGAUGAGGUCAACAACAGCAUCGUCGAAAUCACAUCCAAGGUGUUUACCACUAUAAUGUCCAAGUACGGCUUCGAGGCCCCAGAGGAGUCUAUGGAGGCGGCCGACGACUUUGCUGGCGACUUGACCGCAAGGAUCCACUCAGCCAUCUUGUUUUUUGAGUACUUCUUUAUCGCAGCUGGUUUCUCACUCAUAAUUCUGGGCAUUUUGGGCUUGGUCAAUGUCCGGACGUAUACCCUCGGCUCGUGGCUGCGUUUCUCAGUACACCUCUUGCUCGGCACAGGCUUAUGUCUCCUGUGCCUGCUGACCACCAGGCCCGACAGCGACUGGGCAACAGCACUAGCGGAAACUGCAUGGCCGCUACCAAUGGUGGCUCUUGUCUUGUUGCUUGUUAUCUCCGUGCACCAUUUGAGCCGCAGGCGAGAAAGGAGCGUCGAUGCGCAAAAGUACCAUUUUCUAUCUAAAUGGCGUAAAACCGGGGCAUCCCCUGUGUAG